This is a messenger RNA of Sceloporus undulatus (fence lizard), 3598 nucleotides long. RefSeq names its product glycine amidinotransferase (gene GATM). Gene Ontology annotation, biological process: creatine biosynthetic process. Gene Ontology annotation, molecular function: amidinotransferase activity. The transcript is spliced from 9 exons. NCBI's taxonomy places the organism in Eukaryota, Metazoa, Chordata, Lepidosauria, Squamata, Phrynosomatidae. Bases 67 to 1347 code for a protein of 426 amino acids. Gene Ontology annotation, cellular component: mitochondrion. The record is from RefSeq and is a predicted model, not a curated record.
GGCUGCCUAUAAAGCCCGAGAGGGACUGAGCCAGGUGUUCUCUGCCUCCUCUGCGCCACUGAGAGGAUGCUGCGCGUGCGGUGCCUCCGCGGAGGGAGCCGGGGAGCAGAAGCCGUCCAUUAUAUCGGGUCCAGGCUUCGCCAGGCCUUCACAGGAUGGGUGCAGCGAACUUACCAGAGCACCCAAGCUGCUGCUGCUCCUGCAGCCUCCCAGACUACCUGUGCUAUUGCUGAUGAUAAGGCCCCCGAUCCUGUUCCCGAAGGUUGCCCUGUCUGCUCAUACAAUGAAUGGGACCCGCUUGAGGAGGUCAUUGUGGGAAGAGCUGAAAACGCCCGUGUUCCUCCUUUUUCAGUUGAGGUCAAGGCCAACACCUAUGAAAAGUACUGGAGUUUUUACCAGAAGUUCGGAGGCCAGAGCUUCCCUGAGGAUCACUUAAAAAAAGCAAUUGAUGAAAUCGAAGAGAUGUGCAAUAUUUUAAAAAUGGAAGGAGUGGUUGUGAAGAGGCCUGAGCCCCUUGACUGGUCGUCUGUGUACAAAACACCUGACUUUGAAUCCACCGGUAUGUAUGCAGCCAUGCCAAGAGACAUUUUGCUGGUAAUUGGAAAUGAAAUAAUUGAAGCACCAAUGGCCUGGCGUGCCCGUUUCUUCGAGUACAGAGCAUACAGACCAAUCAUUAAAGAUUACUUUCGCCAAGGUGCUAAAUGGACCACAGCUCCAAAGCCCACAAUGGCUGAUGAACUUUAUGACCAGGAUUAUCCCAUCCGCACUGUGGAAGACAGGCACAAGUUGGCUGCUCAAGGCAAGUUUGUCACAACUGAAUUUGAGCCAUGUUUUGAUGCUGCUGACUUCAUAAGAGCUGGAAGGGAUAUCUUUGUGCAAAGGAGUCAGGUUACUAAUUACUUGGGUAUCGAGUGGAUGCGAAGGCAUCUUGCACCAGAAUACAGGGUGCACACCAUCUCUUUCAAAGACCCCAAUCCAAUGCACAUUGAUGCCACGUUUAACAUCAUUGGACCAGGCCUCGUGCUUUCCAACCCAGAUCGUCCGUGUAAUGAGAUUGAUCUCUUCAAGAAGGCAGGCUGGACAGUGGUUCACCCUCCAUUGCCACUCAUCCCUGACAACCACCCAUUGUGGAUGUCCUCUAAAUGGUUGUCCAUGAAUGUCCUCAUGCUGGAUGAGAAACGUGUGAUGGUGGAUGCUAAUGAAACUUCGAUUCAGAAGCUCUUUGAAAAUCUAGGCAUUUCAACAAUCAAAGUCAACAUCCGCCAUGCCAAUUCCUUAGGAGGUGGCUUCCACUGCUGGACCUGUGACAUCCGCCGUCGUGGCACCCUGAAAUCUUACUUCGAUUAGGCAGGGGCCUGUGUGCGUUUCAGUUUGCAUGAUGUAGGUAUAGGAUGAUGAUGAAGAAGAAGAGAUUGAUUUCAUCUUUCUGCUUAAAAACAGAAUGUGAUUGCAUGAGCUGUAGCACUUGGAAUUGUGCCCCUCUCCACAUCCUCCAGUAAAAGUACCACAAUUUCUUCCAAGAGCCUUUUCACACAUUGCACACAGAUGAGCCACAGAAUCAGCAAGAGACCACUGGUCCCUAGUGAGCAGAUUUGUAUGAUGCAGAUGAGUUUCUGAUGCUGCAAUCAUACUUUUAAAGAUGUCCGUGGGUGUAUGUAUACCAAGGGUGGGUUACCCCAAGCACUACAAAAAAUGUUCUUGGGGCUGCAUGUGGCCUGCAGCUACACUUUGACCACCCCUGGUGUAUAUACAUACAUUUGGCUCCUAUGCAUCAUUUUUCAGAAGUAAACCCACUGAGUUCAAUGUGGCUUCGUGUCAGGGAAAUGUAUAAAAGGAUUGCAGCAUCAUUCAGAAAAUUUACUUGGUUUUUAAAUGAUGUUCUAUCAGUUGCCAACAUUUGUAAAGAACUUCUAUAUCGGAACCUGAGCUUGGAAAAGUUAUUUUCAGGCUACAACUCUCAGAAUCCCCAGCCAGCAUAGCUGUGCUGCUGGGAUUCUGGGAGUUAUAAUCCAAGAAAAUAACUUCCAAAAUCUAUAUUUGUAUACUGUAUAAUGCUGAAUAGACUCAGACUAAUGUAGUUUUCUCUAAGGUCCAGAGGAAAUCAAUGUGACUUGCCUAACGUGGUCUGGAUUCAGGCCCCUUUCUCUAUGAGUUGCUGCACUCUUAAAACAUUUUAGUCAUUCUCCCAACCAGCAUAAUGUGUGAAAGGUGAAAGGACCCUUGGAUCAAUUAGGCCUAAUUUGUAACUUGUUAUCAGCAGUAAGCACAGGUCUUCUGGCUGGCUUUUUGAAAGACUUCCUCUCCGUUUGGACAUCGCUUUUUUCCUUUCAAGUCUCAGGAUAUACAAAACAUGACAAUACUUCUGGUCUCUAGAAUUCAACAGGUGAAACUACACAUCUACCUCUGUUUAAAAUUCUAUCAAAAAGGCAGCUAGAAAUGUUAGACCUGAGUUUAACAUUGAUAUUUUCUUUCCAGUUGAUAAUUUGUAUUUGUAUGUACGUUGUUGGGUGUGUAGCCACACUUCCUAAAUAUUAAGACAAGACUUAAAAAUACAGAUUUUACAUGGGCCCAGGUUUUUUAAAAAUGGAUUUUAUAGGUAAUGUUCAAGUUAGUUUGUCUUUUAAAAGAAACACAUUAAAAGUGUUGCACCUGCUAUAAUUAUGCAGGAGGUGGGCAUCCUAUGGCCCUCCUGGAUACUGUUGAACUAUAACCCCCAUCACUCAUGGGCACAUGCCAAAAAAGUGUUCUCUAUCAGAAAGACUAGAGUCAGAACCUGGACUAGCUAUGGACUCUGAGAACUGUAAUUAAAAAGUAACUUCCAAAUCUGGCGAAGAUAUGUGUGCAUGUGCAUAUGCAUGUAUGUACAGCAGUGAUCCCCAAACUUUGGUCCUGCAGAUGUUUUAGACUUCAGCUCCCAGAUAUUUCUGACUUUUGGCAAAGUAGGCUGAGACUUCUGAAGUCCAAAACACCAGGAAGACUAAAGUCUGGGAAUCACUGAUGUACAGUGUAGUGUUGCCAGGUGGAAUAAGAGGUAGGGCUCAUAUUCUUUUAAUGGUUGUGUAGAAGAGGGAAUGUCACAGGGGUUGCUUGGUCAUACAAAGGUACCUGCUGAAAUUCCCCCGUCUACACAACCGUUGUUUUUUCCUGGUGACUCUAGUGCAGUGCCCAGUUCCUAAGCCAGCAUCACAUAUAAAUGCCUGCGUUAGAGAAAUAAUUAUCUUUAUAUUUUAAAUCUUCAAACAUUUCUGUUUUACUUCCUUGUUCCUGAUGCUUUGAAUACAGUGACCUAGGUUGAAAAAAUAGUUUAUGGUGGAGUAGUUUUAUCCCAGUGUAUCAUGCCUCUCAUUGAGUAUUUGAUACAUUUAUAUUAUUAGCUUUUUUUAAUGUUGUUCCUCCAAUGCGCACCAGCACAACACAUUUCAUUUGGUGAACUUGUUUACAUAGCAGUGUCUUAAUGAUGAUGAUGAAAAUGAUAGGUACAAACACAAAUGACAGAAAUCUAAUAAUACCUCCUGGUGCUGUAAAUUAAAUUUUUUAAAAAAUCAGUUUCUUCAAUAUGUAUUUUUUUAUGCCAAUAAAACAUGUUUGCAUUUGUCAA